GCUGCGCGCUGUCAGCCCUGAGGACCUCCCAGCCCGCAGAGCUCGGGGGACUUUGGGGCCCGAGCGGCCCUGGCGUGCCGGGCCACCGCCACUGCACCGUUCCACUGGGCCGGGUAUGGGCACGGGCGACGGCGCGACACGAUGAGCGCCGGGGCCAGCCCGGUCCGCGCCUACGACUUCCUGCUCAAGUUCUUGCUGGUGGGCGACAGCGACGUGGGCAAGGGCGAGAUCCUGGCGAGCCUGCAGGACGGCACGGCAGAGUCCCCGUACGGCCACCCCGCAGGCAUCGACUACAAGACCACUACCAUCCUGCUGGACGGCCGGCGGGUAAAGCUGCAGCUCUGGGACACGUCGGGGCAGGGGAGGUUCUGUACCAUAUUCCGCUCCUACUCUCGGGGGGCACAGGGCGUGGUCCUGGUCUACGACAUCGCCAACCGCUGGGCCUUCGAUGGCCUCGGCCGGUGGAUCACAGAGGUCAACCAGCACGCCCCAGGGGUCCCCAAAAUCCUGGUGGGGAACCGCCUGCACCUGGCCUUCAAGCGGCAGGUCCCCACGGAGCAGGCCCAGGCCUACGCAGAGCGCCUGGGUGUGACCUUCUUCGAGGUCAGCCCGCUGUGCAAUUUCAACAUCACCGAGUCCUUCACGGAGCUGGCCAGGACCGUGCUGCUGCGGCACGGGAUGGACCGGCUCUGGAGGCCCAGCAAGGUUCUGAGCCUGCAGGACCUGUGCUGCCGGGCGGUGGUGUCCUGCACGCCUGUGCACCUGGUGGACAGGCUGCCACUGCCCGUGGCCCUGAGAGGCCACCUCAAGUCCUUCUCGAUGGCCAGCGGCCUGAACGCCCGGAUGAUGCACGGCCGCUCCUACUCGCUCACCACCUGCUCCGGCUGCAAGAGGACCAGCCUCCGCAAAGCCAAGGGGCCGCCCCCUCCCAGAGGCCCCCAGACGCCGCAGCAGAAACGGCUGCAGAGUCUCCUGAGGAGGAUGCGGGCGGGCUGCGGGGCCAGCAGAGGAGUGGGACAGCGGGGGACAGGAGGCUGCCGGCGUGAAGGGGACCGUGUGCUCAGGGCAAUGAGACGUGGCCGUCACGAUCAGGACGGGGCUCACCUGGCGAUCCUGCGUGGCCCUUCCCCGGCCUCUUGCUUUGGACCCGGGUUUAGAGAGAGGAGGUCAUGACCACAGGGCAACUGUUUUGGGGGCCACACUCUCAGCACACAAGUUCCGGGCCAGGGAGUAAACCCCCGCCACAGGUCCUUAACCCACUGCCCCACCAGGGAAUUCCACAAGGUUUUUCUUAAAAUAACUGCUUCUUUAUAGGAAUGGUGACGUGCAUGGGGUGAGUGCAAAUUCUAGGGAUUCCGAAGAGCAGGGAUGGAGGGGAAUUAGAAUCUUCAGCAUCACGAGGGGCCGCUCCAUAAACCUCUUUUUAACGUCAAGGCGCUGAUGUACAAAUGCCACAGGCCCGUUGGAGGUCAUGUACAGCGGGUCUGUCCAGCGUGUGCAGGAAACAGACUUGAUAAAGGUUUUGCUAUGUCAUUGACUACAUUUUGGUAUUAAUAAGUGAUUUACAUGCA
Molecule: messenger RNA, 1571 nt
Organism: Phacochoerus africanus (Common warthog)
Lineage: Eukaryota; Metazoa; Chordata; Mammalia; Artiodactyla; Suidae
Gene: RAB40B
Product: RAB40B, member RAS oncogene family
Biological process (GO): intracellular signal transduction; protein localization to plasma membrane
Cellular component (GO): endosome; synaptic vesicle; plasma membrane
Molecular function (GO): GTPase activity; GTP binding
Source: RefSeq, a predicted model, not a curated record